Sycon ciliatum is the source of this 19422-nucleotide messenger RNA. RefSeq names its product sacsin-like. Gene Ontology annotation, molecular function: Hsp70 protein binding. The transcript is spliced from 9 exons. Lineage: Eukaryota; Metazoa; Porifera; Calcarea; Leucosolenida; Sycettidae. The record is from RefSeq and is a predicted model, not a curated record. The coding region runs from base 451 to 17850 and encodes 5799 amino acids.
UCGAAAUCUUCGUGGGCACUGCUGGCACGAGCUAUGAAAUAGCGGGGUGCAGGAGAGAAGGACGCUCUUCCAGGAUGCCUAAGAAGAGAUCGGUUUGUUCAAAGGAGCUCUACUUAGCCGCGUCAGAUUAGGACUUAGCUUCAACGUGUAGUGAUCCAGCCUUGUUGGAGCGCUAGUGUAGUGAGCGAGGGCUUGCUUGCCCAGCGGCUCUUUGUUGGAGAGUGGAUGUAAAGCUCUGGGUCAUUCUAAUCAACUCUAGGCACCGUGAGCUUUGAGUUCUCUGUUCCCAUGAGUACAAACUUCUCUCAAGGCAAUCUAUAGUUCAUGAACAAUUGAGCUGGGCAGGGAAUUAUCGUUGUGAACAAUGACAGCAAUGGCGGCCUGGAGCUGUGCAAGCAUUGACUAAGCCAACAACAAGACGCGUGCCUGCGCACUGGUAGCGGCGGCACAAUGUCAGCCGACGACGAUGGCUGCCGUGAAACGUACGUGUCAGUCACACCACCGCCGCUGAUUACAUUCAUUAAGAAUGUUCUGAAAGACUACCCAGAUGGUGGCCAGACUUUGAAGGAACUGCUUCAGAAUGCAAAUGAUGCUGGCGCAACGCGUGUUCAGUUCCUACUUAACUGUGAACAAUACAGUGCUGGUGAUCUGAUUCACGCCAACAUGGCACCGCUGCAAGGUCCUGCACUCUACGAGUACAACGAUGGCGUGUUUGCCAACAGCGACUGGAAAGGGAUCUGUCACCCGUCGCGCAGCAAAAAGAGAAAGGAUGUGAUGAAAGUCGGACGCUUUGGCAUCGGUUUCAACUCAGUUUACCAUCUGACUGAUGUUCCAGGCAUUCUGAGUGGUACGCACGUCUGCUUCAUUGAUCCAAUGCUUUGCCACAUUACGGACCCCUCUGGCUGUGAUAGUGACAGCGAUGGCGAGGAUUAUGACGACGAUGAUGACCCCGCCAAUGCCACUGGUGCCAAGCGACGCUCUGGUCAAGAAAUGAUAAAGUACACAGUGAAGGGGUUUGCAGGACGGUUCCGUGGCCAGGCAUCGGCAUUCAAUGUUUUGGAGCAUCGACUCGCCGCUGGUGAAAAGAGUUUCACUGGAACUCUGUUUCGCUUCCCGCUGCGCCAGAAUCAACACUCAAAAUUAUCCAAGACCGUCUACAAUGAAGAGGACGUCGAGAAGAAGUUGUUUGCUUCUUUCCAGAAGGAGGCUGACAUAAUGUUACUCUUCUUGGCGAAUAUCCGCAGCCUCGAGCUGUUCAAGCAGCCACGCUCCAGUGCUGCUAAGCGUAUCCUGCAUGUCACCUAUACAUGUAUUGGAGAAACUGACCCUGACACUGAAAUGAGCCAGCGUUUACGUAUUGCAAUGGAGUCCAAGACACUUGCAACGUUGGAAACUCGUAUGUGUGUCACAGUGCAUUCCGGCAAUGACUCUUCAACAGCUCGAAAUUGGCUUGUGCGGCACACGGUCGGCUCUAACGAUGCCAACAUUUGCGAGAUUGCAGGAAAGGAGAACCUGCACCCAUGGGUCGGCAUAGCAGCACCGAUCAACGAUGAUGCGAAUUGGUCCAAGCGCUGGCUGACAAGAAGGCACGAGAGCAGCUGCAGAAGCAAAGCAUUCUGUUUCCUGCCGAUCACGCCAAUCGAGACUGGCCUGCCCGUUCACGUGCACGGCUAUUUUGCAGUUACCAGCGACCGACGCUCUGUCAAGUGGCCGUGCGCGGACAAUACGUCAGAUGAAGCCAACUGGAAUAUGCAACUUGUGCAAUCCUGCCUCAGCUCAGCCUAUGUGGAAACACUGAAGCGUUUGACAGACGGCUGUCAUUUCACUGUACCUGACACGAUCCAGCCUGGUGCAGGUGAUGACGACGAUGACAAGCCAGUGUGCCGUGCGUACUAUGCAUGGCCCGACAUGACACGCGUGGAGCGAAGUGAAAACUCGCCCUGGAGGUACCUGGUGCAAUGCAUGCUGCCUCUUUUGUUUGAAGAGAAGCUCCUGUGGUCAUGGGCAAGAGGUGGCUCCUGGCUGGCAGUCAAGGAUGCCUGGAUCAUGGAAGCUACGUGCAAUCAGGCCAUGCAAGCAGCUGCUGUGCAAACUGGGCAUAACAGAGGCAUUGCUGGCAAUGUCGUCCAGGCUGUAUACGCCUUUCUCCUGGCCAUGAACGAACCAGUAGUUCUUCUGCCACCAAGCGUCAUGGCAACGCUAAGCAGCACCUCCGACGGAAAUUUGAAGCAGCUACUAGCAGAGCGCACUAUCCAGCCCGCUUCUCUCCGACAAAUUAUCGGAAAGCUUCAGGCGUCCAGCCCAGCAUGUGGAGAGUAUAUGACAGCCAACCGAAAGGCUUCCUGUGCUAUGGCUAGUUUCAUCCUGUCCGACUUUGAUGUGGACAGUAGCACCACCCAACCGGAGGCGGCCACAAUGGUCAAGGAGAUCGAGUCCUUAGCCAUCUUUCCAACCCUGCACCUGGCGACUAUCCGGUCUCUCAGUGACGGUCGCCCGCUAUACGUUCUGCCAGACAUGUCCAGUUAUGCGAGUAUUCUUCCUGGUAUGGGACAUGUAAUGCUGGAUACAGGGUCGAUCACCGCUAUGGAUCACACCGCCACUGAUACUCUUAAGCACUUAGCUUUGCUCCUAGGCAGCAGCCAUCCAACGUUUCAGUUGCUGCGCGAUGACCAUGUGCCGGAACUUCUCGUGCAGUCCAUUCAGACAUGGAGUCCGGCAUUCCAACGUGGCCACACAACGAGUAUAGCUUGGUCCGCCGAUGGUGCAGAAAACUGCCCACCGCUAGCAUGGUUGGAGGAUGUCUGGAAAUGGUCUGGAGAAAGCACCCUGACGAAGGAUCACCUCGAACCGCUUGAAGGCUUGCCUCUCAUACCGGCGAUUGAAGGUCUGCUCUGUCUUUGCAAGCAGUCAACAAUAGUCAUUGAAGGAGACAGCCUGGAGGACACUGUCAAUGAGCUGCUAACAGUGGCAGGGUGCACUGUCAUCGCUGAGCCACCAGGAUUUGUACACCACAACUGUGCUGGAAUCAUCGGACAGUACAUUCUGCCUCACCGACCCACUACCGUUAUGACUGCCCUUGUCAAUGUGGAGAGGUCCUCAUCCGUGGAGGAGGUGAAUCGCCGUAUAGCCUCACUGUCCAUCCGUGCCUCGCAAGACCUACUUGCAUUCCUGGCGACAGCUUCACCUAACGAAUUCACUUCAGAUCAGAAGGAAUUGCUACGGAAAUUGCAGAUCUACGUAUGUCACUCAUCUGGCCUCACCAUGGAUCUUGCUAGCAGUGGAAAGCAGCACUAUCUUCUGCCAAGAAACCUGCCACAAGAUGUGCUAAGUCUAAAGUUGCCAGUGGAGUUUGUGCGGCCUACACCAGACGGCAAAGAAGAGAGCCUGCUGAACUCACUUUCAUGCCCCCAGCUUACCUGUGACGAGUUACUGGUUGCAUGGCUUCUACCAACAGUUACCUGGCCAGUGAAUAUCACCAUCCUCAACUUUGCCAUGGAACUGAUUGCGACAUCAAAACUGAAGAAGGAAUCUCUGCAGAGGAUCAGAACAAUGGCAUUUGUUCCCUGCUCACCGUCUCGCUACUCACUGGCAAGACCAACAGAUCUUGUUGAUCCGAAGGACGUCCUGGCACAUCUGUAUGACCAUAGUGAGCACUGCUUUCCACACGUACCUGAGGGCAUCAAUGAAGACAACUGGCUUCCUGGACUGAGAAUGGUUGGCCUCAGGAAGGAGGCUGAGCUUACAGCUGAAACCAAGGUGGAAGUCCUGAAGGACAGGGUAUCUAGUGUGUCUCGCAUCAUGACUGGGUCAGCGGAUCAAGAAGCUGCCAGGAAGAGAACAGUGAACGUCAUACAGUUCAUCUCUAGACUGGAGUUGUUGGCAUCGUGCGGGCAAUACAUACAAGAAGAAGCCCGUUGCUUUAUGGCACAGCUACGUCCUCCAUCCCAUGACUACCCGACUAUGCUCCCGUGGUGUGGGGAAGACAACAAGAAGCUGUAUACACCCAUGGAGCUAGUCGCCAUGCCUGAUAGAAAGCAAGCCACUCUCCUAGUUGGAAGCAGUGCUUCACUGCUUGAUGAUGAUCUAUUCAAGGCCAUUGGCAGUGAUGAGAAAAAACUACAGAGCUUUGGCCUGAAAACGGUUUCAGAUCUACACGAUGUAGCUGCUAAGCAUCUGCGUCAAUUGAUUGAAACACUUCCACCGCAGGGUCAGGCAAGUGUGAUGAGCGGGAAGACGCGGCAGUACUACGAUCAGAGCUGUUUUGAAGUGUACCGCUACUUGAAGCCACUUCACGGCGCAGAUGAAAGCAAGAGUGAGAGCAUCGUGCGGACAUACUUGAAGGAACGUGACUGGGUGUGGCUGAGUACACAGCAGCAGUGCAGGUUUGUGUCACCACACAGACUGUUGUAUUCGCUACCCGAAGGCAUACAGCCAGAGAACCUACAGCCAUACCGCUACCAGAUGAGUGACGAGUGCAAGGUACUGUUCCAGCCAUUCUUCAAGGCGUUUGGAAGCUCCACGUGCCUGGUUAAGAAGGACUUGGUGGAUAUUCUGCAUGAAGUUAGAGGCGAUACCCCUGAUGGUGGACGAAUGUCUGACAGUCAACUCAAACUGGUGCUGGAUAUCAUCAAAAGUCCAGCUAUGAUAUCUGAUAAUGGUGAUCGGGCUGUUGAGAGAAAAAUUCUGCUGCCCACUUCAAAUUCAACUCUGGUGGAUGCAGAACGCUGCCGGUUUUGUGACUGCGGCUUCUUGCUGUGCCCAGCGAAAGGCAUUGAACUCAACACCGUCUCGCGAUACAAUGUGUUGCAUAGAGAUCUGGAUGAGUCAAUUGCAAGAAGAUACAAGGUUCCUGCCCUCAGCCUUGACAUUCUACCAUCAAGCUCGCUGCCCUGCACAGUAGAUGGAAAGCCGCGUGUGCUGUACAGCGAAGAAAUUGCGAGCAUCCAGACAUCCGACACACUGGAGCAGACAAGUGAGGAGCUGUUCUUCAAGGAGAUGCUUGAAAAUGCUGAAGAUGCUGGCGCUACCCGAGUGCAGUUCACCUUGGACAGCCGCCAUACUGCUCCGGAUUCCCGUGACAGAACACUGCUGAGCGAGGAUUUGAAGCAGUGGCAAGCUCCGGCACUAUGGUUUCAUAAUGAUGCUGAGUUCUCAGCAGCAGACUUGGAAAACAUCAGACGGCUGAAAACAAAAGCAAAGCGCUUGAAUCCAACCCUGAUCGGUCACAAAGGACUUGGCUUCAGCCGUGCCUAUCACCUGACAGAUGUGCCUAGCCUUGUCAGCCAAGAGCGUAUUAUCUUCUUUGAUCCUGUGGGUAAGAGCUUUGGUGUAAGAUCUAGUCCCGAAGAGCCAGUAGUGAUGGUCGAUUUCAUCAAGCAUCAGGACGGUGUCAGUGUAUUCGCUGACCAGUUCUCCACGUAUCAUGGAACUUGUGGAUGCCAUGUGCUCUCUCCGACUGCAUGCAAGUACCCUGGCACGCUGUUCCGGUUUCCUCUACGCAGCAAGCCAAGUAAGAUUUCCAGCCACUGUCCAAGCACAGUCAAGCUUCGUGAAAAAUUGGCUGAGCUGGCUAAAAGCAUGGAUCAGCUGCUCAUCUUUCUGCAGCACAUCAAGGAAGUCACUAUUGACGUGAUCCACGAGAAUGGCAGCCAAGAGCUUUUGUGUCACUGGCAAGCUGAGGUCGAUCAGCACAUUGCUGGUGACCCACUGGUGGACAAGCUGCUCUUCACCACAACACAGAGAUGCGACGGCAGCUGGAAUAGAAUGUGUGAGAACAUGGUGACUAUGAGCAGGAAAGGCGGAGUGCCUCCCUUCACCGUGUACAAGCUAAUCAUGACAGACAAGACUCACAACAUCACCAGCAACUGCCUUGUGGUUGGAAUGUUUGGUGGCAAUGCAAGUUUAAAAUCAGCAGAGAAGUUGAAAGCAGAGACUGGCAUUGCUCGCUUGCCCUGGGUAAUGCUUGCUGCGCGAUUCCAUGGCAGACCACCAUGCGUUCAACGGGUUUCCGGAAAACUUCAUAGGGCUCUUGCAACGUCAAUUAGCACCCGUCUUCCGGUGCAUAUCAAUGCCUUCUUUAAGCUGUCAGCGACGGGGGCACGCCUGGAGGAACGCGGUGCCUCUGGAGACUGGAAUUCUAGCCUUCUAAAGAACGAUGUUCCGAAGGCGUAUUCGCUGUUGGUGUCUGGCAUGAAGGAACGUAUGGAGCAAGAACAUGCGCAGAUGACAGAUGAUAUGGCACGCACAGUGUAUUCUGUGCUCCCCCUUACUGCGCUUGAAGACAAUCCAUGGACAGAUCUGCAACGCAAUGUACUUAAGGAGGUCACUUCCAACAUCCCAUUCCUGUGGACAAGCGUCGGAAGCGGCCAAUGGCUCAACUUGUCUUCUGCAAUCAUCCUGGACAGAUUAUCUUUCAACGACCAACGCUUGGCAAGCUAUGCGAGAGACAUCUUGGUCGCUGUGGGGGAGAAGUACGUGGGCCACAACACUGGUGAUGAUGAAGACUUGCUCAGCAGAAUAGUGGAUCUCUCUGGCCAAAGGGAUGGUGCACUCACGUGUCAGAGCUUCUUCCAUGACAAGUUCAUGAGUAACCUGCUUAGUCUGACUGAUGAGCAAGUGGACAACGGGCUCAAGAUGCUGAUUAGACUUGGGCAAAACCAGCCAGACACGUGCAGCUGGAGUGUACCACUUCUGGAAGCCAAUAAAUGUGUUCGAUCUCAAGCUGGACAGCUCUGCUUCCCAGGGGAGUUGAUUGACCCGCACACAGAAGACAAACGCAUCAGGUAUCUCUUUGAAACUUGUCCCAGCAUGUGGCCAUCGGACACAUUACGGGACAUCAGCGUAUUUCUAAGCGAGAAAAAGCUUCUGCUAUCAGGUGUCGAUACCCUGCCUGUCAGCUUACUACUUCAAGCAGCUAAGUAUAUAGCUGGGUCUUCUACUGAUGGUGUGGAUAAGCAAGCUGUGUCUUAUCUGUGCGGCAUCAUAGCUGAAAGGAUCAGGAAUGAACCACCUGGAAACCAGUUUUUACAAGACCUACGCACGGUGCCAUUUCUACCAGUUAUGCAAAGACCCGGUGACUGGCACUUACCAUGGAAGGCUGAAGAACCUCCUGUCUUUGUUGCUAGCAUUGCCGAUCUAGUGCCGAAGUGUCAACGGGCAGUUGGUUCAGUGGCACUUCUUCUGGACAUUGAUCCUGACGUAGAAUGCUCUUGGCUCUUCAGUCAAUGCUCCCUGGACAUGGAUUCUCCUCCGUCGCUGGAAGACAUGAAACAACAGAUCCAAGUACUGACUGCUAUUGUGGCUUCGGAGAAACCGGCACAUGAUAACCAGCGGAAUAAGCCAAAGGUGCUAGAAGUACUACUAAAUGUUGGUCGCUGCAUGGACCGUAUCUACGGAUUCAUGAAGCAGCAUAUGGCCAGCAAUACCGAUCAGUUUGAUGCAGCUGGAUUUGGUGACAUGACUUGCAUUUGGAGUGAUCAACACGCCAUGUUUAAGCUUCCCUGUGAAGCUGCAAUGUCUGCACCUGAGGGUUACCCAGACCUCAUGCCAUUCCGAUUGAUUGUGGAUCGAGGACAUACGAGUAAAUACGCUGGCGUCUUCAGCCGCAUCAGUGUCAAGGACGCACUGGAUGUAACUGAUCUCCAUGCCAUUCUGUCCAGUCUCCAUGCCAACUAUCAGGACAAGAACGGGCAGAGAACGCCAUUGUCCAAAGAGCAUCGUGAUCUAGCCAUCAAGUUGAUUGAGGUGCUGCACAAGUUGAAAGCACUAACAGUGGUGCCUGGUGGCGAACUGCUCCUUCCCACCAUGAAGGGACUGAUGCUGCCAGCAAGUCAGUGCAACUACAUUGACAGAGAGGAAUUUUCGGACUUGCUGCAGGGAACUGACAGGUGGACAGAGUUGUGGGACAACGUUGUGCACAGCCGACUGGCUUCUAUUGCUCAACACCUGGGAGCUGAAUCUCUCAGCAAAAGACUGCUUCCAUCUGAAAGCAUGGAGUAUGAGACGGAUGAUUUGGAAUUUGAACGCGUUGCAUACGGUCAGGAAUUGACCGAUCGCCUUGCCCAUAUCUUGGAAGACUACCCUGCUGAUGAAACGAUUGUGAAAGAACUUGUGCAGAAUGCUGACGAUGCUGGUGCUGGAAGUGUGAAGUUUGUUCUUGAUUGGCGUGAUUGGAGACAAGGGACUGGCGCUUUGCUGAACAAGGAGAUGAGAGAAUGGCAAGGACCAGCCUUGUUAGUAUACAACGAUGCCGUGUUCAAUGAAAACGACUUCCGUAACAUCAUGAAGCUUGGUGGUGCAACCAAGAAGGACGAUCCUGGCAAGAUCGGCCGAUUCGGCCUGGGUUUCAGCUCUGUAUAUCAUUUGACCGAUCUUCCUAGCUUUGUUAGUGGCAACUACAUAGUUUUCUUUGACCCGCACACAAAGUAUCUCGGCCCUCACCGUGUCAGCAAAGACUCGCCAGCAAUAAAGAUCAACUUUGUGCGCAAUCGCAAAGGCCUGGAACCGUUCUCUGAACAGUUCAAGCCCUAUCACAACAUCUUUGGUUGCAACAUGAACGACGCGUACGAAGGCACACUGUUCCGUCUGCCACUGCGCAGUCCGAACACGGCAAGCAAAAUCUGCAUCGAUCCUGUGAACAUCCGGGACGUGUUCAAGAAGUGCUGGAGCAAGCUCUCUGACAUGAUGCUAUACUUGCAGUGCGUGCGACAGAUAGAGGUCUAUGAGAUCCGCUCAGAGGACUGUAAGCCAACGCUUCUCUUUGCUGGUCAGUCUAACAUAUGCAGUGACGACAGGAAAGAGGCAGAAUGGGCUAAGCAGGGUCUCCGCAGGCUACAUGAACUGCACAGUGACAGUCUUCACGAGUACAUUGCCGCUCAACAUCCGACCAAAUCAGGAUGGUACACUGGACGGAUACGAGUGAGCUCAUCAAUGACACCGGAUGGGCUGAAAUGCUUCAACAUGUCUGCUUCUCAUGGCUCGGCAGCAGCACAGGACUGGUUGCUCUGUGCAGGACUUGGCACAGCAGAAUCAAAGGACUUGGCCGUGAAAGAAGGCAGAAAAGAUAGUCUGGUGCCAUGGGGUGGCUGUGCAAUCAAGUGGAAUGCUGUCAAUGAUAUUGCCGAACCUGAUCUUGCAGGGAUUGCUUACUCGUUCUUGCCACUGCCAAUUGCCACCGGACUGCCGUUCCAUCUGAACGCUUGCCUUUCUGUGGCGAAAGACCGCCGGAGCCUGGAGCAUACGAGUGAUGGCAGCUUGAAGACACGGUGGAACGAAGCUGUCCUGUCUGAUGUCAUUACACAUGCAUAUCUACACCUGCUGGAGAGCAUUGCAAGUCACUCUACGCAAGCGCAACCAGAGCAGCGCAGUGCAUACGGACAGUUGUUUCCCGCCACCGAUGGAUCCUCCAUAUUCUCGUAUCGGGCGCUUAUCGUUGCCCGCUUCUACAACAUGAUAUUGCGCAAUGGCAGCUUUGCAGUUUUCUGGUGUCCAGCACGGGGACAGUGGAUGACGGGAAAGGAAUCACUGUUCCUGGUCGACUACGACAGGUUUGGUGACUGCUAUGACCAUGCCGUGGAGUUACUUGCCGGUCUCGAUGUAGCAGUUGUCGAGCAGCCGGUGUAUGUACGUCAGGAGCUGAAGAAAAUGUGCUCGCUGGUUGACAGCGACUACUCAGCAGCAGUGCAAUCCAUUGACUUUCAGACGUUCUACACUCGUUACUUCUUUCCUCAGUGUGAGCGCAUACCGCACGACAGUCAUGCACAAUUCCUCAAACUUCUUCUUGCUCAAGAGGAAGAGCACUGGAGUAGAGGGCUGCUCAAAUAUGAGAAGUGCAUUCGCUCAAGCUCAGGUCGUAUGGUGAGAUGCAGCCAGCUUGUUGACCGAGAAUCAGAUUUGGCCGAGCUGUACACAGAUGAUGAUGGGAAGUUCGCUGCAAAGCACUAUGACUUUGCACCAGGGCAUCUUCUUGUCCUUCGGCAAUGUGGCAUGAUUCACGAGAAGCUGCCCAAUGAGGAGAUCAUUGGCCGGGCAAAGUCAGUUUUGGAUGUAAGUCGUGACUGUGGAAAGGCACGAGCGCAUCUGUUGCUGGUAUUGCUAUCAAGACCAGGAUAUAUUGGGCAAACCAGCACAAUUAAAUCUGAACUGCAACACAUUGAGUUCCUGCCGGUGGCGCCGAAACCUGACACCUACCACAUGUCUUGGGCUGGUGAUGGUCAAUCAUUCGUCAGUGCCGCGGAGUCACAGACUGUGGAGUUCAAACACCUGGCAGGAUCAGUCCAACCAUUGGCUGAUCUAAGUGUAGGUAAACGGCAGCCUUCACGCCUGGCCAAAUGUUUGGGCUACUCCACACCUACACUGAAUACAGUCCUCGAACAGCUGGACAUAAUGUUGUCAGAGAACAAAGAACUCCAGGAGAAUAUUGAUGACGAGGAAGCUGUCUUGCAAUGCUUGCAGAGAAGACCAACCGCAGUGCACCAAGACAAGCCGCUGCUGAGGUUUCUCCGUGAGGCCUCGUCUGACAUCUUUAAAUACCUGGAUACAGCAGUGUGCGGAUCAGAAGCGGCACAUCCCAUCGACGCCACCACCGAGGAAGAACUGAUAACAUUCUUAUCGUCAAAAAUAUGGUUUUGGCAUGGCAAUCGGUUUGUCUCGAUUGAGACACUGAGCACAGGUGAUUCUCCACUGAGCGGCUAUCCUCCGUUCUUCAACUCCAGUGACAACUACAACAAGUACCCGAAUCUCUGGAAACUGCUUCGUAUCGCGGAUACGUACAAUCCCGCAUAUGUACGGAGGGUCAUGUGCAUAAUCUACAGUGUGUACAAAGCAAGGACAUCUACUGGUGAGGAGUAUGACAGGAUCUGUAAGCUACUCCGCGAGUUAGCCGAGCAGCUAGUAAAACCAGGCCCACUGGCCGAGGAUGCGCGGCGCAGCGUUGUCCUGCCAGGCGCGGAUGGGUGCCUGCACUACUUGAACCAGCUGACGUUUGACAACACACCCUGGCUAAACAGCGCGGAGAAACGGUCGACGGCUGAUGGAUCGGCCCUUGUUUUUGCGCAUGGUGAUAUUCCAUGGCACCUGGCAAAACGGCUGGGCAUGGAACAUGCCUCACACAGGCUAGUCGAGUCCGCAGGCAUGGAUUUUGGUCAGCAGGAAAGGCUGUGCGAUCGACUUGCCGGCAUACUGGAGAAGUACCCAGCAGACAUUAGCAUUUUCAAGGAGCUGAUACAGAAUGCUGAUGACGCAGGCGCAACUGCCAUGCACUUCAUUCUGGACACGCGUGUUGACUAUCCAGAUGAGAGGCUCUUGAACCCAAACACAGAGUCAUGGAAACAACUUCAGCACUGCCCAUCACUCUGUGUGUAUAACAACCGGUCCUUCACGGACAAGGACAUUGAAGGCAUUGCCAAACUUGGAAGUGGCAGCAAACGGGAUGACCCAAAAUCGACAGGAAGAUUUGGAAUAGGGUUUAAUGCAGUGUACCAUCUGACUGACUGCCCCAGCUUCUUGUCUCGUGGAGCCAAUGGAACAAACCUUUGUUUCUUUGAUCCACUGCUCAACUUCGAACCUCAUGCUACAGACGCCCAACCCGGCCGACGCUUCAAGCAGACAACAGAAAAUGAGGCACAGUUCUGUGAUCAGUGGGAGCCGUACCUGGGCACGAUUCUCAACAAUACAAUGGCAAGUGACGGCGAGUCCACAGUAUUCCGUCUUCCAUUGCGAGGAAGCUACAGGACCGAAGCCAAGAUUGGCAGGGAUCCGAAAAGUUGGACAACAUCCAACGUUGAGGCUUUGUUCCACGAGCUGUGUGAGCAUGGAAUUGAACUGCUGUUGUUCUUGAAGAAUGUCGCCUCCAUUCGAGUGUCAGUGCACACCAAGGCUGACGGCCUAGACACGUGGUACAGGAUCAGCAGAGAGCGCGUCACCGAGGAAACCAGCAUCCCUCGGGGUGUGCCUGAGAAAGCCAUGUCUAUCCACUAUGUGCAAGACACCUGCCUAAAAAAACAAGAUGGAAAUGAGAGCAGAGAAAGGUGGCUGAUGAUGAAUUGUUCAGGCGUGGAUCGUAUGCACCAUUCCCCAGCAGCAGCAGGAGCCCUUAGCCUGGAUGAAGCCAUCACAGAAGGUCAUCGCCAUGGACUAUCACCAGAAGCAGGUGUGGCCGCUAGGUUGCCUAUGCUGGCAUCGCCAACCAACCGCAUCGAAUGUGCCACUGGCAAAGUGUUCACAACACUUCCAACACAGCUGGAAACUGGCUUCCCCGUUCACGUCAAUGGAAACUUUCUUCUGGAUGACUCGCGCAAGCACCUGGACACGGUCAAGUCUGGUGCUGGGGGGAUUCGUGCUUGGUGGAAUGAAUGGCUAUUGCACAAUGUGGCGUUACCUGCCUAUCUCCAGCUACUUUCAGAAGCUCGUCAAUUCGUCACCUCGUGUGAUAAUCCACGCGGUGCAACUGGAGACGCAAGAGCAAGUGGCCCGUUAGUAGUAACACCAUUAUGUGCCCCUGCCGGACACCGGGGAGAAGUCUUCACAGCUGCACCUCGCCCAACCAUGGCGCCGGCGUCCCUGGACUGGUACUACUCUCUGUUCCCGCGUGAUGACAGUACGACAGGGGACAUGACAUUGUGGAAGCUGCUCUGUAAUCGCCUGUAUGAGGAGCUCGCUAAGCCAGCGUGGAGAGUUUUGGCCAGUCACCAUGCCAACCCAGCCGUAUGGGAACCGUGGAGACCCUGUACCGGACCGGAGUUAGGCGUGUUUCAUCGUCAGAUGCAUAGAGAAGAAACAACGCUAUUCCUACUUGUUGUUGGUAUUGGUGUUCCCUUGACACAAGCACCAUACUGGCUGUUGACGGAGCUCAAUGUGGACUCACUGAGCAACUCCACCGACAUGACAAGUCAGCAACCUCAUGCAUUGGCAUUCCAAGCAGCAUACACUGUUGGCAAUGGAAGCUCACGGAAGACACCGAAAGCUGUUGGCACUGCGAUAUCACCAGCAUACCUGCGUGAGUUUCUCCGCAUUCAAUGCUCUGGGAAGUUGGUUGCUGAGCAGUCACUUGGCGUCAACAAAGCAAAUCUCGAGAAUGUUGCCAAACUUCUGAACUAUUGUUUGGAUCUGUACUCCCAAAUGCCUUUGGUACAUGAGAUUGAUAGACUAGCAACGGGUCUUCCGCUUCUUUUGACGCAGUCCAACAAGCUGAACAUAUUUGGUGCAGCUGGCCCUGCAGUGUUGACCAAGUUUCCUUCUCUGAUUGCUGACCGUCUGGACACUGUAGUCAAUGUACACCUGAUCCAGAAGUGCCCAGUCCUACGGGAGCUGCUGUCCUUAGAAGGAUCUAGUUGUGCAAGACCGCUAUCUCUGGGUGAUAUUGCCAGCAGCGUCCGAACACUGCACCCAUGCCUGUUGCAAGCAGCACCGGUGCAGCACCUGGUGGAACAUGACAGCCUGACAACCUGGCUCGCAGAUCUGUGGGCGUUUAUUGUCACAGAACACUUGAGAUCGACAUGGCACACUCUACGAGCGUCUGCUCUCCAUGCUGUCAGCUUCAUUCCAGUAACAAGCAUCCAGAACGGCCAGCACAUUGGGCUGUUGGUCUCACCUGAGAAGGCUGGCCGCAUCAUUCGGUGCAGCGACAGAAGUGACCGUGGUUCACCUGGACAAUUGCUCACAGGCCUUGCCAAGCUUGGCAUGUACUUGCCAGCAUUCAGCAGCCUACUAGAGGACGCUAGUAAGAUAAACAAAUGCUAUAACAUCACUGCAGAUGGCUGUACUCCAAAAGAUGACUAUGUCGAAUUGAUAAGUCAACUUGAGCAGGUUAGUUUCUCUAGUGUUCCCAAUACACUGACCUUGCUUGAAGCAAAGGCGGUGUUGACGAACUUCGUUGGCCUGAGCCGGAACUCCAGGAAUUUGUCACACUCACAGCGCCAGCUUCUCUGCCGUCUUCCAAUCUAUCCUGCAGUUGGUAACAAGGCUAUUUCACUUGCCGGAAUGGAAGGCUUUUUUCAGAUGGACGAUAGAUUUCCCAGAGCAGGAUGUGAUAUGUGGUGGCAAGCUCUAGAUAAGUCUGUAGUGGUGCUUGAGAAGCUCGACCCAGACGUCGAGUCGUUCCUGACGGAGCGCCUCACUCUACGCAAGAUAGAUGAAGUGGAGGUACUAGUCAAGCUGAUCAUACCAGCGCUGAUGCGAAUGACUGAAGACGAUCGUAUCGAGCAUGUGCGACACAUUCGAGAUAAGGUCCUACCUAUCCAAGAAGCUUCUGAAAAGACUACAAUUGUGGAACGACUGAAACCAGUUCCAUUUGUGACUGCAGAAGAUGGUCAGCAGAGACUUGCCAGUGAACUCUUCAAACAUGGCAGAGUGUUUGAUCUAUUUGUCGAUCCACUGUUCUUUGCGAGUGAAUUCUGGCAUGGUCAUGAGUGGCACAGUGGUCAUGAACCGCUCCUUAAAAAGCUCGGCUUCACUGCAACUAUUGGCAAGACACAGUUCAUUGAACUCGCCAAGAGUGUCGAGUCGACCUGGUUUGUUGGGUCGCCAGCUCACGGUUUGAAGAAAUUGUCAAAGAAGGAGAGUGUUACAGCUGCUGAAGAACUCAUCGGACCGUUCAAUAAGCUCAGUAGCCCAGCGGACGUCGGUGAUAUCAAGUUUGUGUUUCCAGUGACGCGGCAGCACUUCCUACCGAAGCUUCUCGGCGACUCUGGUGGUCGGCAGCUGGCACAUCUGUGUGACGGGAGCCGCCCAGUCUCACUGAGGGCAUCAGUGCCACACAAGUGGUACGACAUUGUCUGGACUGUGCAGCCAGUCUGCAGUGAGCUGUUCAGGCUUGACAGCGGUGUGUGCAAGCAGCUGGGAAUGAACCAUGAGCCAGACCUGGAUGUGGUGCUGGCACAUUUCUGCAACCUGAUGCAGGCACUCACAGCUAGAACAUGCACUCUCAGUCGUAUGGCCGAUGGCUGUGACGAGGAUCGAGAACGCCUCAAGAACAUUAUCAAGCAACUGUAUACAUACCUAAAUGCCAAGUGUCAACAGGCGGAUGGGAACGUGGUUCGCAUCCGGAACGCCUUGCAUGACAAGCCAUGUAUACUUGUGGAUGAUAGUAAGUUGCUCUUGCCACCUGGACAAGUCACUGAAGCCAGUCUACAAGAGGAUUCUACGCACACUGAGCCAUACCUCUCCACGCUACCCAGUGACUUUCUCGGCAGUUUUCCACAUUUGAUGUCCAAGAAGUGUCUCGACAUCUCAGACCAUCUCACAGCAGGGCAAUGUGUACAAGCUUUGCAAUUGAUCAAGCAUGAACACGAGAUUGAGAAGAGCACGUUCGACAUGAAUAAGGAUCCUAAAGUCUAUCACCUCAUUCAGUAUUUCUUCAAGAAGCUCUUCAGUUGCUCGCCAAGUCACGAGAUACUUCUGAGACCAAUAGCUAUUGGCAUCAAGGCAACACCUGAUGGACCUGAGCGUGCUGGUGAAAUAUUCUUGCCAUCAUGUACUGCUGAAGAAGGCAGGGAGAACUGCAGUACUGUCAGUUUUGUCAAGGCAUCAGAGAUCGUGAUGAACAACUGGCAAUACUACUUUCUGAGAAUGUCUGCUUCCAACGAGCUUCAGUUCUUGCCGACAUUUGAUCUGAAAAUGGAAAGCCCACAAGCCCGAAUGGCAAAAUCCUUCGGUGUACAGUUGCUGUCUGAGGUGGCGUCCGAGGAGUUUGAUGAUACCGAGGUCGAAUGCGAUGCCAACCGAAUCUUUGAGUUCAUGACUUUCGAAUAUGCACUAGGAUCAAAACCUGAGGAGUUACACGGUGUCCUAUGGAAUAUGUUGCACAUGUUGAGGUCAUCUGAAUUCAGCAGUGGCAUCAGGCGCCUUCUGAAACACGCUGAGAAGGAUCCGAACAGCUGCAAUAGCAACUUGGAACGGCUUCGGAGUGCUCGGAUUGUUGUUGUGCGCAUGAUCCAGACUUUUCUCAAGUACAAUGGAAAGACUAUUGUGGGCAGUGAAGAAGACCAACCGUGUCACUACAAACUUAAUCCCCGUCUUACAAUCUUCAUCCGCAACGAGACGGCGCAAAGCGGUGCUGCGCAGGAUUCGUUCAUGACCGGCCUGGCCAUGACGAUCAGGAACAUAGUGUGUGGCAAGGAGAACCUUUUGUCACUCGAGUGUCUUAGAAAAAUGCUUUACUGCGAUGAGCCGAGCAAGAUUGACACCACCUUGACAAAGGCGCGGAUAGCUGAGUAUCACGAUGAUGAGGCAACGAAACGCAUUGACUAUUCCCAGCCACCUCUUGGCGAAGAGGUUCCGACUGACCGUGGUUUGUUUGAUCCGUCUGAGAAUCCAGAAGAGCUGUACUUUGGAAAAUCUGAGCUGGUGAUCUUCCACAAUGAUCAGGAAGAUGUUUAUGUACUUGCGAAAAUCAUCAGAGAGACAACUCCAACCGGCAAUAGGAACCGCCUAACAAGAUCAUUCCUGAUUGAUAUUGGUGUGGACGACGAGAUUGCAGUCAGUGUGAAUGACUUGUAUCGCUUUAAGACGCCACUGGAUCGACAGUCCGCCGAAGCAGUGGCUCAGGAACUGCCUGUGGCGAUAUUCACCGGGACGCCAUCAGCACACAGUGGGAGGACUGCUGGAGUUACCGACGAUGCAAGCCAGGGCAGUGAAAUGACUAUGGACGAGGCACGGGCAAAGAUCAAAGAAGAGCUGCGUGCGGUGUUUUCCGUCAAAGAUGAAAACGAGAGAAAGAAGGUUUUCCGUCGCAUGCAGAUGAGGUGGCAUCCUGACAAGCAUCCAGGACAGGAACCUGUGUACACCAAGGCGUUCCAAUACUUGAUGAAUCUUUACGAGCACGUGUCCAAAGGUGGAUCUAUUGACAGCUUUGAUGAUGAUACGUCCAGUGGUAGGUCUAGUGACAGUCGAGACUGGGCACAGGACUACUCUGAUCUGUACAGUCGCUUCCGGAGAGGCCGGCGUCGGCCCUCGUACCGUCAAUCGUCGUCUUCACGUGACAAGUGGCGACGCAACCGGAGUGGUGACUAUCAUCAAUUCUUCAACACAUCUAGAUCAGAAAGAUCUCACAGGUCUGCAAGUGAAAGUUCUGACACAGGGAGCAGGGCGGAUGCUGAGCGCUUUCUUGCACAGGCUCGCUCAGACCUGAGUAUUGUGCGAGAGCAGGUCCGGUGUGCGCUGGACAAGAACAACGCGCUCGCCUGCUUUCUGGCUCAGCAGGCCGUGGAGAAGGCGCUGAAGGCCGCCCUGUGCAGCUCGGACCAGGGGCUGACCGAGGCCAACCGCAGCAGCAAUGACGUUGUCACCCUUGCCUUGCACCUCCGCUGCACAGCUUGUGAAAACGUGCUCGAGCUUGCUCAGGUUGUUUCGCACUACUAUACGGCGACUCGCUAUCCAACUCGGAGCUCAGCGCAUUCCAAAUUACCUUUUGAGAGCUAUUCUGUCGACGAUGCGCACAAAGCGUUAGAAGCUGCAGUGCAGAUAAUCGACAUUACUGACAGGUUUUGCAAGUCGCGUCAGAGUGGUGCAUCAGCUGAGAGCCAGUCGAAUACGGAGACGGAUGGCUUCCACAGCACACAGCCCCAGCGCAAAGAGACUCAAGGAAACUUAGUGUUGAUGGACAAGAGACAUCGAGCUACAGGACACGAGACUCAAAGCUUCUCGCGAAACCCAUGCUCCCAUGAGUUCUUCACUGGGCACAGCAACCGUGAUGCUGAGCACACAGCUGCGUUCGGCAGUAUGGUCAAGACAAGACGCACACGCUGCCAGCAUCCACUUUUGGGAAUCGAGUCCAAUAGUUAUAUUUUGCACAGGCUAUCCUUACAGCAUGUACUGCAUGCGUACCGUGUUCCUCUAUUUCAAUUUUUCACCUAAGGGAUGCACGUCUUGCCUCCAUUCUGGCUUGUAAUUCAUCGAUUUCAUUGCAUUCUAUACAUUGGGAAGGCUACAGUGCAAGGUCCACGCAUGCAUGCCCUGCUGCUUCACUGGAUCUUCUUAUUCAUAUGGCGCAUCGUGCGCAGUGCACUGUCGUUCUUGGGAUGAAAGACGUUAGCAAUAUGUACGGCUUUCGGGACUUUUUCUUCGAGUAUUGACAACUUCCCGAUCAGUAGUCAAGGUCUAGCUAGCUGAGAUUGCUAAAUGACUGCAUAACCAUGCACACACAUUGGAAUUCCAGUUCCGAAAUUACUUUCCACCUUCCUACAAAAUAAUAUGCAUGUAUAACUGUGUAGUUAAGACAUGGUCAGUUCAAUACAAAUCCAUUAAAUUUGUUUAUUUUGUAUAUCAAUGGCAACUUAUUUUUCAGUUUCUUGUGCCACAAGUAUCAGUGCAAUGCUUAUCCACAUGUACCUCAAGUUACGCAUCAACAGCACUGUCAUGUGGAUGCAAACGUGGAAACUCCAGCCCAAUUUAGACAAGACAGAAGCCAUGUAUAUUUCUUCAUCCCCUCCUGAUCAACCAUUAUUCUUCCCUGACUCGACUAUGCCUAUCCGUGUUGUUACUCAGCACAAACAUCUAGGUGUGAUGUUUGACUGCAAACUCUCUUGGGCUGCACAUGUCAACUGUGUAUGCAAGCGAACCAGUUCAGCCUUAGGGGUACUACAACCACAUUGCACUCAUUUGCCCAUCCAGUGUAAACUAUUAUUUUAUCAGUGCUAUAUUCUCCCUAUAUUCGACUAUUGCGAUACCGCUUGGUGUGGCCUUUCUGACACAACUCUGAGCCAAUUAGAAGUCCACCAUAGAUUUAUACUUAAAAUUCUUUACAACAAGGAUCGAUGUUUUCCUUCGGAUGCCCUUUAUCGACUUGCACACACUUCUCCUCUCUCCGUUCGUCAUAAGCACCAUCUCUGUACACUGGUUCAUAAGAUAUUUCUUCAUAAAACCCCUUCACACAUGAUGAAGUACAAUUGGUUUUCGACAAGCUCAACCCGUAACGCGCUCACCCUGCCUCUUGUUAAGUCAGCCCAGUAUCUAAAGUCCCCUUUGUUUUCCGGCUACUCUCAUUGGUUAUCAUUACCAUACGGUCUGAAAACUUGUUCUUCUAUUGGUCAGUUUAAAGAUCUACUAUCACAACUGAACUAGACGCAAUAAUUAUCAUCGAAGAACAUUCUCGAAUACCUGGGUGAUGCACGAAUUUUGAUAGUGCUCACUUCCGUUAAUCGUUUUUCUUUGUAAUUUUCCAUUCAUUUUCUGCUUUAAUUCAUAUUUGCUUUGUUUUCCUAGCUUACUAUUGCCGUGGCUGGCUCAACGCCCUUUUCUCAGGGGAUUCUGUCCCUGCAUUAGCUAUGCUUGUCACAUGCUAUGAGAUUGUGUCUAAUAAUAAUAAUAAUAAUAAUAAUAAUACCCGUACAUGAUGGAUUAUAGAUUUCAAUUUUCUUUCACUACCAGGGUGUCGCAAACGUGAACAUGUAUUUUACAACUUUCCAUAAUUAUGAUCCUUUUCACAGG